This is a messenger RNA of Phoenix dactylifera (date palm), 885 nucleotides long. Its product is annotated as ubiquitin-conjugating enzyme E2-17 kDa-like. The record is from RefSeq and is a predicted model, not a curated record. Lineage: Eukaryota; Viridiplantae; Streptophyta; Magnoliopsida; Arecales; Arecaceae.
CGGAUUCCACGCGGUGAACUUAAAACUCGGAAAUAUAAGUAACGGAAGACUUCUGUUUCGAAGGUCCGAAGGGUCGUUUGAAGGGGUCGCAAAAAAUAUUAAAAAACCCUAGCAGGCGAACCCGUCGUCCCAAAUCGUCUUCUUUGCCGGGUUUUGAUAAGUUAUCGAUGGCUACAAGGAGGAUUCAGAAGGAGUUGAAGGACUUGCAAAAUGAUCCUCCCACAUCUUGCAGUGCAGGCCCUGUUGCUGAGGACAUAUUCCAUUGGCAAGCAACGAUCAUGGGGCCUGUUGACAGCCCCUUUGCAGGUGGUGUAUUUUUAGUGUCAAUUCACUUCCCACCAGAUUACCCAUUCAAGCCACCAAAGGUGUCAUUCCGCACCAAGGUUUUUCAUCCCAAUAUCAACAGCAAUGGUAGCAUCUGCCUUGAUAUUCUCAAGGAACAGUGGAGCCCUGCACUGACAAUAUCCAAGGUGCUGUUAUCUAUUUGCUCACUUCUGACGGACCCUAACCCCGAUGAUCCACUGGUACCAGAGAUUGCUCACAUGUACAAGACUGACAGAGCCAAGUAUGAGGCAACUGCCCGCUCUUGGACACAAAAAUAUGCCAUGAGUUAGAAGCCUGGGUCCAGUGCUUCCAUGUUACCUUUUAUCAGCAAAUAAAUAGCAUAAGUAGUUUUUUAAUGGGGUCGAUGACUUUCUUCAGGUUUUUCAGUUAUCGGUGAAUUGCUUGGGUGACAGCUCUAUGUCUUUGUAGUGGAUUUGAAUACAGAUAUCUAAUAUACCUGACAGCUCUAUGUUUUUGUAGUGGAUUUGAAUAUUGAUAUCUAGUAUUGUGAUACAUUGUCUGCUACUUGUUGAAGGGCACAAUGUGCAAUUCUCUUGUUAA